AGCUCCAUAGUGUUGAGCGGCUGCUGCCGCUGCUCUCACAUGUUCUCUAAGCUCGUAUCAGUUGGAUGGCAGCGGUGACCGAACGCGUACAGAGAUUUGACCGGCGAUGCUGCUCUUUAUUUCGUUGAUUCUUGCCACGGUUGGCUACGUGCUGUUCAACUACCACAAGCGCCGCCAGCUGCUGCUGAACAUCCGCUCGCACUUUGAUGGACCACCGUCCAAGUACUUCCUCGGGACGGCCCCGAUCUUCUUCGGCAAGAGCAUUCCAGAUAUCUACGACAUAAUCACCGGCUGGCACAAGGUGCACGGAGAAGAUGUGGCCAUUAUCGCUGCGUUCAACGAGUUGGUGCUAGAUUUGUCCAGCUCGAAGAAUGUCGAGAAGGUGCUGCUGGCCAAGUCCAUCAAGAAGUCGGAUCCCUACGACUUUAUGGUUCCCUGGCUGGGAACGGGUCUGCUGAUUUCUAUUGGGGAGAAGUGGUUCCAGAGUGUUGGCCGGAUUAGCAGAGUACCGACGGCAGCAGGGAACGCGAAAAGGAGGGACGGAUCCGGUUAACUUUGCCGGAAAUAAAAUACGCGCGAGUAACAACAAAAUGUGUCUUUAUUGUUGCGAAGCUGGCUUAGGAACUAACUGUGUGUGACG
This is a messenger RNA of Culex quinquefasciatus (southern house mosquito), 640 nucleotides long. RefSeq names its product cytochrome P450 4e2-like. The record is from RefSeq and is a predicted model, not a curated record. Lineage: Eukaryota; Metazoa; Arthropoda; Insecta; Diptera; Culicidae. Bases 107 to 553 code for a protein of 148 amino acids. The transcript is spliced from 2 exons. Gene Ontology annotation, molecular function: heme binding; oxidoreductase activity, acting on paired donors, with incorporation or reduction of molecular oxygen; monooxygenase activity.